Molecule: messenger RNA, 1437 nt
Organism: Alternaria arborescens
Lineage: Eukaryota; Fungi; Ascomycota; Dothideomycetes; Pleosporales; Pleosporaceae
Exons: 2
Coding region: 1-1437 (478 amino acids)
Source: RefSeq, a predicted model, not a curated record
AUGGAGGCACGCCGAGUAUGUCGCGCUGCAUUUCCCUCGCCAUCAUCUGCAUCACAGUACACCAAAGCUUAUUUCCUCGACCUUAUCCCAGAUUAUGUGGAUGGGGUGUAUCCCGUACAUCCGGUCAUUGCCGAAUAUGAGCUUCGACAGUACAUCGAGGUCAUGGACAACGAUCCAGAUGUUCGCUCGUUCGUCUUCGCUUUUGGCGCUUGCACGCUGAAUCUUACGCGUUACGGUGACCAAAGAACAGACGAAGUCGUUCAAACCAUCGAGAGCCUCAUGGACUACUCGAUCGACACCAUGAGGCGAACACACAAACAUUGUCAAGUGUCUGUCAUGCGAGCUGUCCAGUCGAUGUUCAUUCACAACUGCCUCAUGAGCCUGUCAGGUAGCGACAGCGCGUUUUACUACAUGCGAGACGCCAUCACGAUCAUUCAGCUUCUGCGGAUAGACAACCCGGAAAAUGUGGCACAGCUAUCCCCUCCCGAGCGAUCGCGAAGACAGCGGCUGUACUGGCAAGCGUACAUCCACGAGCGAUUUCUAGCUAUUUUAGACUACCGACGAGCUAUUUUACCCCCGCUCUUCACACUGCCUGAAGACGAUCCCACCCUUCCGAUACAAAUUCACGAGGGUUUCAACCAAAUCAUUAAGCUUUUUCGCAUGCUCGACACGGAGUUCCUAGAUAGUUGGCUUGAUUCCCAAGGAGGUAGCGUAACUAGCACCUGGGUUGAGGCCAAAUCGCGCGAGCUUGAAGGCGAUCCUGAAGCCGAUGCCCGAGAGCUGGCCAUGUUGUCAAUGAUGCAACGGGCCGAUUUAUGCAUCACCCGUGAGUGGCUGCGCACUUUGGUCUGGCGCUUAGCUAUGAGCCAGACCCUCCUAUCUUCCCGAUCAUCGAAAGAGUGUCUAUCGCUCUUGUUUCCAGUACGACUGUCACAGACGUUACGGCAACAACUAUCCAGCAUGUCGCGCCAAGAUAUCGAAGUACAUGGAAGCAGCAUCACUCAAAAGCUCUUCGAAAUUACGGACACCAUUGCUGAUGUUCUGAUUCAUGUCCCUGCAGCGACUAUCGAUGAAACAGCACUACGGGUUGAUGAUUUCCUUUUCAUCCUGGACUUUGUCUUGUUGAUUCCACAUCUUGAUCAAACACGGCGGGGAAUUUUGCAAGAGAAAUUGUUACGACUACAGACUAUGUUCCCUGAAGCACUCAGCAACGCUAGCUCGCCGAACUUGCCACUUGGCAGUCCUGGUGGCGCGAAUGACCCUUGGUACCAGGUUACGCAGUCGAAGACAGCUGCAGGAUUAGAAGAUUUGGCCGACGAAUUGGUGCAGACCCAAGCCCAAGAGAUCCCCAGAUUGGAGGUGAGAAGUGGGCAGUUGGCUACUUGGAAUAAUAUCUCACAUCGUCUAUCGAUGCAGGUCGCUCAUGUAGCUCAGUGA